Molecule: messenger RNA, 1167 nt
Organism: Pipistrellus nathusii (Nathusius's pipistrelle)
Lineage: Eukaryota; Metazoa; Chordata; Mammalia; Chiroptera; Vespertilionidae
Source: the annotation of a GenBank genome assembly
AUGCCUCUGCCGCUCCUCCUGCUGCUGGUCCUGCUGGGCCCCGGCAGCCGCCUCAGCCUCGGGCUGCCGGACGGCCAGGGGGAUGCGGACGAGGACGACCUGGGAGAGUACGAUGACACGUAUGUCACGGACCCUCCGGAGAUGCUGGAAACUAUCGCAGGGGCUGGGGCCCCGGGGCCCGAGCAUCAGGCUACGAUGGGAACGCUGGGGCAAAGAGGUACCCCCGAGCCAGCCACUCUGGAGGCGACCACAGGAGCAACCCCUGGGAAGCCCAGCACGGAACUGGCCACAUCGGGGGUUCCUGUCACACCGGGCCCUCUGACCACAGAACUGGACACUACCACCCCUCCCAUCACAGAGGCUCCGUCCACAGCGGGGGCUCCGUCCACAGAGCUGGCCGCCGCAAAGGCCCUGCCCACAGAGCCACUGACCACGCAACGCAUAGCCACGGAGGCCCUGACCACGGAGUCACUGACCACACAACCCACGGCCACGGAGGUCCUGACCAUGGAGCCACUGACCACACAAUCCACAGCCACGGAGGCCCUGACCACGGAGCCACUGGCCACGCAAACCACAGCCAUGGAGGCCCUGACCACGGAGCCACUGACCACGCAAGCUGCAGCCACGGAGGCCUUGACCACAGAGCCGGCUACCACAGCAGCCCCUCCCACGAUGCCCACGACCACAGAGACCCUGUCCGAGGAGCCGGCCACCACGGCGGGUCUCUCCACGGCCCUUCUCGUGCCGUCUGACCCUCACCACGGGGGUGCCACCGAGGCCAUCGGCAACUCCUCGGACGCCUCCUUCAAACGGGGGAAGAGCAGCCAGGGCCUGCCCACGCCGAGCCCCACGCGGGGCCCGGAUUACAUGCCCGUGAAGCACUGCCUGCUGGCCAUCCUCAUCCUGGCGCUGGUGGCCACCACCUUCCUGGUGUGCACCGUGGUGCUGGCCGUGCGCCUCUCCCGCAGGAACCACAUGUACCACGUGCGCAGCUACUCGCCCACCGAGAUGGUCUGCAUCUCCUCCCUGCUGCCCGAGGGCGGCGAGGCGCCCGCCCCCACGGCCAACGGCAGCCUGCCGGCCGCCAAGGGCCCGGGCCUGAAGGAAGGGCCCCGGGAGGACCCCAGCGGGGAUGACCUCACCCUGCACAGCUUCCUCCCCUAG